AUGAACAAUACACAAGGCUUUCAAUCAGGAUUUUUGACUCAGAUGGAAUGGAAGUAUAGCCUUGAUAGUUUUUUGUUUUAUUCUGAUGAUAUGAAAAAUAUAAAAACAAUGCAUUUGAGCAGAGUUAGUACUCCUAAUCAAGCGCAUUACGCUUCUACUCACCAUGCGGUAAAUUUUGGUAAUAGUGAUCUAAUUUGUAAUGGUUUAUGA
Messenger RNA from Racocetra fulgida, 210 nucleotides. The record is from the annotation of a GenBank genome assembly. NCBI's taxonomy places the organism in Eukaryota, Fungi, Glomeromycota, Glomeromycetes, Diversisporales, Gigasporaceae.